Rotaria socialis is the source of this 1707-nucleotide messenger RNA. The record is from the annotation of a GenBank genome assembly. NCBI's taxonomy places the organism in Eukaryota, Metazoa, Rotifera, Eurotatoria, Philodinida, Philodinidae.
AUGACGAGUCGAUUAGCUCGCGGUUUCUUUCAUCGUGAUAUAUCACUAACAGAAACUGAAAAGGUUUUACAAGAAAAUAUUGUUGGUAGUUUUCUUGUACGUCCUUCACGUACGAAAGCUGAUUCAUAUGUAUUAUCAGUUCGACUAGCAACUGGAGGAAUAGCACACAUACGUAUUAAAAGAACCAAUGAAGGAUUUGAUAUAUGUGAAAGACAAGAAUGUUUUCCGACAUUGUACGAUAUGAUUGAUCAUUAUCGUCGAAAUUUUGGAGAACUUCAAGAAAAAAAUAGUGAAAAUAUUGAAUUAACUAAUCCUAUAUUAGCUCAAAUGCCCACAUUUGAAAAGUACUAUCAUGGACCGAUAUCACAUUCACAAGUGGUAUCUAUCUUGAAUAAAUGUCAUCGAAUGGGCUCGUUUCUUGUACGAGAUUCUGAAACUUCACCGGGAGAUUAUGUUAUAUGUGUGAAAACACCCGAUUAUAUAGCCAAUAUAAAAAUAAAAUAUUUUUCUGGUAAUUUAUUUCUCGAUGGAAAAGGUCGGCAAGAACAAAUCGAUCGUUUUAAAUCAUUAGAUGAGUUAAUUCAUUUUUAUUUAAAACAUAAUAUUCUCGUUGGAGUGGAUGGUGUUGCUAUUCGUCUUGUGCAACCGUGCACAGCAAAUUGGUUUUAUGCUCGAGAUAUUCACCAGCGUUGUGAAUUUUUAUCGAAACUAAUGCCAUCGCAACAUGGACACAAAAGUGGUUUUAGCUUAGAAUUCGAAUUACUUAAUCAACAAUCGGAUCCUCAGUCAUCACAAUAUCAUAAAAAAGUUGGAGAAAAACAAGAAAAUCGAACUCGAAAUCGAUUUAAAAAUAUUUUACCACACGACGAAACACGUAUCGUUCUAAGAAAUUAUUCCGUUACAGACUAUAUGAAUGCGAAUCGUGUUCGAACACAUUAUGAACAAUAUGCAAGAGAAUAUAUUGCUACACAAGGACCAUUGCCACUAACGGUUAACGAUUUUUGGCACAUGGUACAACAAGAAACAGUUCAAUGCAUUGUAAUGAUUACGCGUGAAGUAGAAGCCACGAAGAAUAAAUGCGCACGCUAUUGGCCCGAUUUACAUACAACAAAACAAUAUGGCACGGUGACUGUUGAAAAUAUGAAUGAAACAAAGUUUGGUCCACCACAAAUGUCCUCCAGUGGAAUGCGUGCGUUACGUACAUUGUCAUCAUCAUUAUCAUCAUCACAACAAUUCUUAUUAAACGAUGAUGACUGUUCUUAUCGUUUACGUACAUUAAGAAUAACAGCUGAAAAUGGACGAUCAUGGGAUAUUUUACAUUGGCAAUAUUUAGCAUGGGGCGAUCAUGAUUCUCCACUUACAAUUAAUCAACGUGACAAUGCUCAACUUGGUAUACUGUUGGAGUUUUUUGAAAGAAUUGCUCACUUAUAUCCUAUUGGCACUAAUCCGGAUGCAGCACCGAUGGUUGUGCACUGUAGUGCUGGUAUAGGUCGAUCCGGUGCGACUAUUGCAAUCGAUGCAAUAUUAAAUAGAAUCCGUAUGAACGGGCUUGAUACUGAAAUUGAUAUUCCCAAUUUAAUUAAACAUAUUCGAUCACAACGAUCAGGUCUUGUGCAAACUGAACGACAAUAUGAAUUAAUCUAUCGUAUGAUAGAAUUUUAUGUCGAAAAAUUAAUGCAACUAACGGAAAAUCAAAAUAAACAGUGA